This is a messenger RNA of Besnoitia besnoiti, 1020 nucleotides long. RefSeq names its product glyceraldehyde-3-phosphate dehydrogenase GAPDH1. The record is from RefSeq and is a predicted model, not a curated record. NCBI's taxonomy places the organism in Eukaryota, Apicomplexa, Conoidasida, Eucoccidiorida, Sarcocystidae. The transcript is spliced from 2 exons. Gene Ontology annotation, biological process: glucose metabolic process. Gene Ontology annotation, molecular function: NADP binding; NAD binding; oxidoreductase activity, acting on the aldehyde or oxo group of donors, NAD or NADP as acceptor. The coding region runs from base 1 to 1020 and encodes 339 amino acids.
AUGGUGUGCAAGUUGGGCAUCAAUGGCUUCGGCCGUAUUGGUCGCCUGGUGUUCCGCGCGGCAAUGGAGCACAGCGGCGUGGAAGUUGUUGCUAUCAACGACCCGUUCAUGUCUCUUGACUACAUGGUCUACCUCCUGAAGUACGACUCCGUUCACGGUCACUACCCCGCGGAAGUGAGCCACAAGGACGGCAAGCUGGUUGUUGGCGGCAAGGCCGUCACCGUCUUCAACGUGAAGGAGCCGACUGCCAUCCCUUGGGGACAGGCCGGCGUCCACUACGUCUGCGAAUCCACUGGCAUUUUCCUGACGAAGGAGAAAGCGCAGGCUCACUUGAAUAGCGGAGCCAAGAAGGUCAUCAUGUCCGCCCCUCCAAAGGACGACACCCCGAUGUUCGUCAUGGGCGUGAACCAGGACCAGUACAAGUCCACUGACAUCAUCGUGUCUAACGCUUCCUGCACGACGAACUGCUUGGCUCCUCUUGCCAAGAUCGUCCACGACAAGUUCGGCAUUGUUGAAGGUCUCAUGACCACUAUUCAUGCCAUGACUGCCAACCAGCUCACUGUCGAUGGUCCUUCCAAGGGAGGCAAGGACUGGCGUGCAGGCCGCGCUGCGGGCGUCAACAUUAUCCCUGCUUCCACUGGUGCAGCGAAGGCCGUCGGCAAGGUUAUCCCGUCUCUCAACGGAAAGCUCACAGGCAUGGCCUUCCGUGUCCCCGUUACCGAUGUUUCUGUUGUUGAUCUCACUUGCAAGCUGGCAAAGCCCGCCAAGUACGAGGAGAUCGUCGCCGCUGUCAAGGAGGCAGCAGACGGUCCCAUGAAGGGCAUUGUGAGCUACACCGACGAAGAAGUCGUCUCCUCUGACUUCAUCCACUGCAAGUACUCGUCUACCUUCGACGUCAACGCCGGCAUCAUGCUCAACGACACCUUCGUUAAGCUUGUUUCGUGGUACGACAACGAAUGGGGCUACUCCAACCGGCUUGUUGAGUUGGCUCACUACAUGUCGGAGAAGGACAGUGCUUAA